This is a messenger RNA of Cornus florida, 1521 nucleotides long. RefSeq names its product protein FMP32, mitochondrial-like. Gene Ontology annotation, cellular component: mitochondrion. The coding region runs from base 448 to 1206 and encodes 252 amino acids. The record is from RefSeq and is a predicted model, not a curated record. NCBI's taxonomy places the organism in Eukaryota, Viridiplantae, Streptophyta, Magnoliopsida, Cornales, Cornaceae. The transcript is spliced from 7 exons.
UUAAGCUUGUAAGAAAGGCGGAACGACAGAGAGGGCGAAAACGGAACAAGCAAAGGGCUCUUUCUCUUUCUAUUUCUAUUUCUUGCGCCAUAUUUUUCGUUUGUUUGCAAAAUCAACUAACCCUCUCCUCUCUUCUCCUCUCUCUCUCUUUUCUCUUCUCUUCUUAACCAUCAAGCAACCGCGUGCUUUUCGCCGCCUCUCUCCUCUCUCUCUCUCUCUCUCUCUAUCUAUCUCUAUGGUUCUAGAGAGAGAAACUCUUAUCAUCGAUAAUCUAACACGUUCCAUUUAUCAUCUAACAUUCAAUAAUCAAUUAGUAGAAUAUUAUCAAAGACUGACACAAUGAACCAACUCUUGUCUCUUCUGUUUUUGUAAAUUGUAACAUCAUCUUGCUUGGGAAUAUCUGAAGAUAGUGUAGAAAUUUUGAGAUUCGUUACAUCGAACAAGUUCAUGGCCGUGUAUAAGCGUGCGAUUCGAUUAGGUAUUAACAAUGGCUUUUGCUUGGCAAAACUGCGAGGGUUUGAUGGCUCAAAGGUGUCUGCUGUUGCGGAGAGGCUUCACUUGGAUGGCUCUUCAAGGAAUCUUGGCGGUUCUUUGUCUUCAAAUUCACGCAUAAGCAGAAUCGAUUGUAGGCAGAUCUCUCAACUUGUGAAUUCUAAUGGAAAGCGCGCAUUUCUUGUCGAUACAUUAGCUCUGGUGAGAAGUUUAGAGGCAGAAGGUGUGCCUUCGAAACAGGCUGAGGCAAUAACAGCUGCUAUUACUGAAGUUUUGAAUGACAGCUUGGAAAAUGUGGCUCACUCGUUUGUUUCAAAAGCAGAAAUGCAGAAAACAGAGAUGCUUCAAGAAUCCAAUCUAUCAAAGUUUAAGUCUGAAGUACAAAGUUCUCAGGAGCAUCAUUUCUCUUUGUUGCAACGUGAGACUGAAAAGCUUCGUAGUGAUAUAGAUAAAAUGCGCAGUGAACUUAGGUAUGAGAUUGACAAGGUCACUGCAGGCCAGCGUUUGGAUUUAAAUCUCGAGAGAGGGCGCAUACGUGAUGAGCUUGCCAAUCAGAAUGCAGAAACCUCAAGCCUUACUAACAAACUUGACCGAGAAAUUCAUGCAUUAAGGGCCCAUUUGGAAGCGGCAAAGUAUGAUGUGAUCAAAUAUUGCAUAGGUACCCUCGUGUCCAUCUCUGCAGUUGGUCUUGCUGUAGUCCGAAUCCUAUUAUAGGGUUACAUUAGGUAGGAACACUUGAAAAGGAAUAUAAUUUGACAUUCUUUACAAGGGCGUUGUUUGCCCUAAAAAAUCACCAAUUUUAGUGUGUUUGUUAGAUAGUCAUUAGACAGAAGUGGCGAAUUGCAAUUGGUUGAAAAACUGAAAAUUUUAAUAGGUUGUCAAACAGUUAUUGUUCAAAAAGAUGCAAAUCCCAUCUGGCUGGAAACUGUUGUCAUUACUCCUUCGCCGGAAGGCACCUUUUUUUAGAUUGUGUACUUCCAAAACUACCACUACUUUGAAGAUGCUAAAAAUAUGGAUGGUUAGUGGAUA